GCCCCGCCCUGGACCUCGGGCUCCCCGCCUCGUGACGCCGUCCUCCCUCUCCGCUCCCGCAGUGGCCGGGAGGGGUCCGCGGGGCGGGGAGGUGAGGAGCGGGGAGCCCCCGGGUGGAGGGGGGAGCCAAGCCCCGCGGCUGGGAUACCUGCUCCCGCGUCCCGCCCGGGGCCAUCGGGAUGGCUUGGACAGUACCCCAGAGCCCGUUAUCAGCCCCCAAAGGGAGGGAACGUGGUAAGCACGGGUGAGGACUGGGGUGCGGGAUUGGAGGGGCGGGGACAGACGGCGUUUGAAACGAGAGCUUUUUCCAGAAACUAUCCAGAACCCAGCUCGGUUUCUGAUUUCUCAGAGAAGAUACCCCAGCAAUUACUUUCCUUGCCGACUUUGCUCUUCCUCUCCCGGCGCGGAGAUCACGUACCGUGUGCUCCGAGGGCGGCCACACACCCCAACGCCCAACCUCGGUGCCACUCUCCCGCGGAGGAGAACGGCCCCAGCCCCCGCUUUCUGGGGCACCGGUCCUAAGAGGGCGCCUACAGGUAGAGCGCCCGGACCCCAUCCUGACUCUUGCUGUAGAGUGAGGUGAAAGUCUGGGGAGAAUCGCCUUGCCACCGGCAAGAACAGAGUUGCUCGUUGCCUUCGUCUGCAUCCUCCUUUUCAUAAAGUCUUGGUUGCCCCCGUGCACCCCCAAGCUGGCUGCAGCACCGGCCUUUGGAGCUUUAAGAACCCCUGAAGACUCCGCAGGGCAAAUUGCCCUGUGCUCUGCUCGGGUCCAUGCCUAGACAAUGGGUUCCGCUUGGCCGGGAUUGUUUUAAACUGCUCCCAGCAAUUCACGCGACAUCUGACACCGGCAGUCCAGCCCGCGCAGAGCUGAAACAGAUUAUGUCUACUUUGAGAAUUCUUCCAGCAACCCGUACCUAAUCAGGAGGAUAGAAGAACUCAACAAGACUGCAACUGGCAACGUGGAAGCAAAAGUAGUAUGCUUCUAUAGACGACGAGAUAUUUCCAACACGCUUAUAAUGCUUGCAGAUAAGCAUGCUAAAGAAAUUGAGGAAGAAUCUGAAACAACCAUUGAGGCUGACUUGACUGAUAAACAGAAACAUCAGUUGAAACAUAGGGAACUCUUUUUGUCUCGCCAAUAUGAAUCUCUGCCUGCAACACAUAUCAGGGGGAAAUGCAGUGUUGCCCUUCUGAAUGAGACAGAGUCAGUAUUGUCAUAUCUCGAUAAAGAGGAUACCUUUUUCUACUCAUUGGUCUAUGACCCCUCUGUGAAAACACUAUUAGCUGACAAAGGUGAGAUCAGAGUGGGACCUAGAUAUCAAGCAGACAUUCCAGAAAUGCUCUCAGAAGGAGAAUCAGAUGAGAGGGAACAGUCAAAAUUGGAAGUUAAAGUUUGGGACCCAAAUAGCCCACUUACAGAUCGACAGAUUGACCAGUUUUUAGUUGUAGCACGUGCUGUUGGGACAUUCGCUCGAGCCCUUGAUUGCAGCAGUUCUGUACGGCAGCCUAGUUUGCAUAUGAGCGCAGCUGCAGCUUCCCGAGACAUCACCCUGUUUCAUGCUAUGGAUACAUUAUAUAGACACAGCUAUGACUUGAGCAGUGCAAUAAGUGUCUUAGUGCCACUUGGAGGACCUGUUUUAUGCAGAGAUGAAAUGGAAGAAUGGUCAGCCUCUGAAGCUACUUUAUUUGAAGAGGCACUGGAAAAAUAUGGCAAAGACUUCAAUGAUAUACGUCAAGACUUUCUCCCUUGGAAAUCAUUGACUAGCAUCAUUGAAUAUUAUUACAUGUGGAAAACUACUGACAGAUACGUGCAGCAGAAACGUCUAAAAGCAGCAGAAGCAGAGAGUAAACUGAAACAAGUGUAUAUCCCAACUUACAGCAAACCGAAUCCCAACCAAAUAUCCACCAGCAAUGGCAAACCUGGUACUGUGAAUGGGGCCGUGGGAACCACAUUCCAGCCGCAGAAUCCCCUCUUAGGGCGAGCCUGUGAGAGCUGCUACGCUACACAGUCUCAUCAGUGGUAUUCUUGGGGUCCACCUAAUAUGCAGUGUAGAUUAUGUGCAACCUGUUGGCUCUAUUGGAAAAAAUAUGGCGGCCUGAAAAUGCCCACUCAGUCAGAAGAAGAGAAGUUAUCUCCCAGCCCACCUACAGAGGACCCCCGUGUCAGAAGCCACAUGUCUCGCCAAGCCAUGCAGGGGAUGCCCGUCCGCAACACUGGGAGCCCAAAGUCUGCAGUGAAGACCCGCCAAGCUUUCUUCCUUCACACUACAUAUUUCACAAAAUUUGCUCGUCAGGUCUGCAAAAAUACCCUCCGGCUGCGGCAGGCAGCGAGACGGCCGUUUGUUCCUAUUAAUUAUGCUGCCAUUAGGGCAGAAUAUGCAGACAGACAUGCUGAACUCUCUGGAAGUCCCCAGAAAAGCAAGAGCACCAGGAAACCUUUGGCAUGUAUCAUUGGGUAUUUAGAGAUCCAUCCUUCGAAGAAACCUAAUGUAAUUCGAUCUACACCAACUCUACAAACUCCCACUACCAAGCGGAUGCUGACCACCCCGAAUCACACGACUCUGAGCAUUUUGGGGAAAAGAAACUACAGUCAUCACAAUGGCCUGGGUGGAGGAAUGAACAGGGCAUAUGAUGAAGCCCGGGUGUUAUGUUGACUGAGACCUUCAGCC
Messenger RNA from Myotis lucifugus (little brown bat), 2666 nucleotides. RefSeq names its product metastasis associated 1 family member 3 (gene MTA3). The coding region runs from base 1017 to 2651 and encodes 544 amino acids. Gene Ontology annotation, cellular component: NuRD complex; nucleoplasm. Gene Ontology annotation, biological process: negative regulation of transcription by RNA polymerase II. The transcript is spliced from 17 exons. The record is from RefSeq and is a predicted model, not a curated record. Gene Ontology annotation, molecular function: transcription coactivator activity; transcription corepressor activity; histone deacetylase binding. Lineage: Eukaryota; Metazoa; Chordata; Mammalia; Chiroptera; Vespertilionidae.